Messenger RNA from Ustilago hordei, 834 nucleotides. RefSeq lists its product as uncharacterized. Gene Ontology annotation, biological process: protein transport to vacuole involved in ubiquitin-dependent protein catabolic process via the multivesicular body sorting pathway. NCBI's taxonomy places the organism in Eukaryota, Fungi, Basidiomycota, Ustilaginomycetes, Ustilaginales, Ustilaginaceae. The transcript has a single exon. The coding region runs from base 1 to 834 and encodes 277 amino acids. Gene Ontology annotation, cellular component: ESCRT II complex. The record is from RefSeq and is a predicted model, not a curated record.
AUGCGUCGAGGCCCAGGAAUCGCAGCCCUAGACCGCACUCUCCACUCCACCGCCGCCUUCUCCACCCUGGGCGACUCGCUCACAGCCAGCCAACUCGUCGAACUUGGCUCUCAACUGGACACUUUCUCCUCGUCUCUCCGUCAAUUUUCCUCUCGACAUCGGCAUGAAAUCCGCAAAAACGCCGAGUUCCGCCAUGCUUUCCAAAAAAUGUGCUACUCUAUUGGUGUCGAUCCUCUCUCCUCCUCCGCCCGUUCCUCCUCCGGCCUUUCCGGGCUUUGGAGCGAUAUGCUAGGCUUGGGGGAUUGGCAGUACGAGCUAGGAGUGCAAAUCAUCGAUGUUUGCCUAUCCACCCGCUCUUCCAACGGUGGAGUCAUCGCUAUGGAUGAUCUAAUCACGCGUGUCACGCUGCUUCGUACUGGCGGGAAACAAAUCUCAAAAAACAACAAAGAGAAGCAGGAGGCGGAGGAGAUUACAGAAGAAGACAUCGUUCGGAGCAUUAAAAUGUUGGCCCCUCUCGGAUGUGGCUACCAAGUCUUCUCGCUCGGAGCACGAGGAGAGCAGAAAAUGGUCAGGAGUGUACCCAGAGAGCUGGAUACCGAUACGAUCCUGGUUCUCGCUCUACUCCUCUCCAAUGCAGCAAGGCAAAGCGAGGCCGAGGCGGUGCCGUUGGCCUAUCUUACCGAAGAUUCGUUGGUGGAGAAACAAACCAACAAAGCUGCAUGGAGGAGAGAUAGAGCAAGGGCGCUCUUGGAAAACAUGUGUUUGAUUGAGGGAAUGCUUUGGAUUGAUCAACAGGCUUUUCCGCCGAGGUAUUAUUCUUUGGCGACGCUCUAG